Messenger RNA from Astyanax mexicanus (Mexican tetra), 3630 nucleotides. It is a transcript of the gene taf1a, whose product is annotated as TATA box binding protein (TBP)-associated factor, RNA polymerase I, A. The transcript is spliced from 10 exons. Gene Ontology annotation, biological process: transcription by RNA polymerase I. Gene Ontology annotation, cellular component: RNA polymerase I transcription regulator complex. The record is from RefSeq and is a predicted model, not a curated record. Bases 185 to 1492 code for a protein of 435 amino acids. NCBI's taxonomy places the organism in Eukaryota, Metazoa, Chordata, Actinopteri, Characiformes, Acestrorhamphidae.
AAAACAAAGAGCACGUGAGUUUCAUACGAGCGGGAGACGCGCUGUAGAUAGAGAGAGAGGCCACACUCAGAUAACUCCACAGCAGCAGAGCCCCUGUACGAGCUCUUACCACACAGCCCCUCUCACCAGAGAGAGAACUGAGAACACUGAACAUACAGGACUGUCUAUUGUGAGUCUGUCGGUUAUGGAUGAUAUCGAAGCAGAGCUCGGUAUUUCUCGAUCAGUAGGAAAUGAAGACUUUUCAGACUCUUCAGAGGAUGAAAGAGUUGCCAGGAAGAUCAGACCGCCUAUUCUACUGCACUCCUCCACCGCUCAGGCAAGGGCUAAAGAAAGUGGUUUUCACGAAUCUUCAAGACUAUGUCUGAAGGCCAUAAGAGACGCUAUGCUGCACCAUCAUUGGCAAGAGGCAGCACAGUACUUGUCUGCUUACUCUCAGACACUGGAAGAUACCACAGUCAACAAGCAGUCACUAGCCUGUGAGAUUAUUUGGAGACUAGGCACAGAGAUUCUUCAGCAUCAUCCAAACUCUCGAUUGGAAGAUUUUAAUGCUUUGUAUGAACAGAUGAAAAACUCUGGAGUGAAAAAUUAUGCUAAGAUCUGUUUGGAGCACUCUUUUCACCUUCUGUUGAAUGGUCACAUUUACGAUGCUAAACGUCAGUUGUCUGUUGCGGCAAGCUGGAGGUAUGGCAAGCAGUCUGUGCCCCAGUCUCUGGAUUUAAAGCUUAUCCAUGCAUACUGUGGCUUUCUGGAUUAUGUCAUCUGGCAUAUGAAGAAAUCAUCUGUGUCUGAAGCAGAGGAUAAUUCAAGUAACCGAGAAAUGCACAGCUACUUCAGACAGGCCUCAGUGACCUUACAGGAAAUCAUCGCACAACCUGGAGUUUGGGACCCUUUUGUAUUGAGUUAUGUUGAUAUGCUAGAAUUCUACAAUGAUCAGGAGGAAGCCCUAAAAGUACUGCAAAACUACGCUUAUAACAAGGACUACCCAUCAAAUCCCAAUGCUCAUGUCUACCUGUACCAGUUUCUGAAGAGGCAUGAAGCUCCCCCAGCCAAACUUAUCAGUAUUCUGAAGGUGCUGCACCAUUUAGUCCCCAGUCAUGAGCUGAUGCAGGAGUAUUGUUAUCUCCUUGUGAACUCAGUUGUGCCGGGACAUUUAGAAGAGUCGCUUCCUGUUGUGUUUAAUCUCCUCGACUAUCCUAGCUGGAAAAAUGAUCUUGAUACAUGGAACUGUCUGUUGACUGUUAUGACGGUCUUCAAAAGAAAAGGUCUUCAGCAUCUCAUAGCCAACGAAUGGAAGCAAAGAAAAGACUUUUGGCUGACUAUGCAUUAUAGAGCCUAUCACGGCAGGAAGGAUUCUGAGCUAAACAGAGAACUUCUGCUGGUUAAAGCAAAAGUAGCCAAACUUUUGGGUGAACAUGGAAUAUACUACAAUAAAUUCAGUACUGAAGUUUGGGGGCCUUACAAUGUGGAAGAUAAGAAAAGGAAAAUUGUUUGAAUAAGUGUGACUUGUAAUUUAUGCAUUUAAGACAUUUAAAGACGAUUGAUUAAAGGACUGAUAAGAUUCAUGUUGUAAUUUAUGAGCUGGUAUUUUUGGACAUUUCUGUGUUGUGUAUUGUUUACCAGAAUGUGGCCACUAGAGUGUGCUCAUGUUUUAUUUUUUCAUGUUAUGUGAAAAAGGCAGCUCUGUUUUAAAAGAAGAAUGUUUUUUUAUCCACUGUAAAAUUACCAUACUGUACACUACAGCUCAAAAGUUUGUGAUCACAGUGAAAUUUUCUUGUUUUCAAUGGAAACACAUUUAAGAUUAUGAAAUUAAGCAAAUAAACAGGACAUGCAGUCAUUGUCAGAUUAAGAAUUAUUGAUUUAAUGAAAAGGAUGACUGUGUACUUGAACUUUUGCCUUCAUCAAAGAAUCCACCUUUUGCAGCAAUUACAGUCCGGCAGAAUCUAGUCAUUCUAGCUGUCAACUUAAUCUGAUGUGAUUUCACCCCAUGCUUUCUGUAGCAUCUCCCACAACAUAGAUUGGCUUGAUGCAGUCCUCCUCAGUACCAUACGGUCAAGCUGCUCUACAAUAGCUCAGUAAGGUUUAGAUCCGGAGACUGUGCUGCCACUUCAUUACAGUCAGAACUCUGUCUGACUCCUUAUUUGUUAAAUAUUGCCGACACAAUUUGGAGGUGUGUUUGUGGUCAUUAUCCUGUUGAAAUUGGCCCCAAACAAGCGCCGUCUACAGGGUACGGCAUGGCAGGGUACUGUUGCAAAAUCUUGUGGUAGCCUUUCUUUCUUUAAAAUCUCUUCCACUCUGUAUAAAUAUCCUAUUUUAGCACCUCCAAAGCAUCUCCAGACCAUCUUGGGUUCUGCAGCAGGACAAUGAUGCAAAGCACACAAAGUACACCUGUGAAUGGCUUUAAAAUGAAGGUUUUGUAAUGGCUUUGCUGUAAAACGUGAUUUCUAUAUUUACUCAGGUUAUCUUUGUCUGAAAGUUUGUUUGAUAAUCAGAAAAAUAGCAAUGUGCAAAAACAAAAUAAAAACAAAAAGCACCAUGAAUUAAUUUGCACACUUUUUCCUCUACCAUGCCUCCACCAUGCUUGACAGAUGACAUAAAGCAUUGCUUAUUCAUCUUUUCAUUGGUCCUGUGCCUCACAAAUAUUCUUCUGUUUGAUCCUCAAACUUGGACCUGUCCACAACACCUUUAUCCAAUCAUCCAGUGUUCAAUGUCUUUUCUAUUUGGACCAUUGCAGUCUUUUCUUUUUAUUAGCCAGUCUGAUGUAUGGCUUUUCUUGACAAUUCUGCCAUAAAGUCCAACAUCCUAAAGUUAACGCUAACUGAGCGUUGAUUCCGACACUGGUGUUUGACUGGUUUCAUUUAGUGCAGCUCUCAGUUGACAGACUGUGAGGUGUCUUUCUCUCAAACUGCAUGCUCUAAAACAUUUAUCUUCCUGCACAGUUGUGCAUCAGGGCCUCCCACUCCUUUUUCUGUCCUUGUUAGAGCCAGUUUGUGUCACUCUUCGAAGGGAGUAUUUAACAGCACGGUAAGAUAUUUUAACGCAAUAUCUUGCAUUAAGUAGCCUUACUUCCUUAACACAACAAUGGACUGACGGGUCUCUAAAGAAAAUUGUUUCUUUCUGGCAAUGUUUAAGCCUGUAAGCAAGCCAACAACUGCUGUAUCUGAUGCUUCAGAUACUAAAUUAACCUAGAAUGUUGUGCUCCCUUUUAUUUGUGUAAUGUUUUUCAGCUGUUUAUCACAACUGAGCAAUGGUGUCCUAACAAUCAAUUAGCUCAAUAACACCCUUACUUGGAUUGGUGGCCAUACCAGGAUAUUUAGGCAGAGGACUGAGAAUUGUUGAUAAUGGAACUAAAUGCAAAAUAAGCCUCUGUAGAAAAAUAGGCUUUAAUACAAACAUUUCUAUUCCUUAAAAAUCAUCUGAUACAUUUAAAUUAAUUGGGAAAUGGACAAUAUUGUUUGUGAAUGCCAUGAAAAUGGAAAAUGUGUUUUUCUUUCAAAAGGGGGAACAUUUGCAAGUGAUCCUUAACUUUUGAGCAGUAGUGUAUGUUGUUCAGGGUUGAUCUCACAUCAGUUACAUUUAAAAUGUUGUAAAUGACUGACAACUUGUGUUUAAAUGAAAAAGUGUGCAGAUUAA